Alternaria metachromatica is the source of this 1176-nucleotide messenger RNA. RefSeq lists its product as uncharacterized. Gene Ontology annotation, biological process: transmembrane transport. Bases 1 to 1176 code for a protein of 391 amino acids. Gene Ontology annotation, molecular function: transmembrane transporter activity. The record is from RefSeq and is a predicted model, not a curated record. Lineage: Eukaryota; Fungi; Ascomycota; Dothideomycetes; Pleosporales; Pleosporaceae. The transcript has a single exon.
AUGGGCUUGUUCGUUCUCUUAGGAGCUACAAUCCUGCUGAACCUUGGUAACUCGACUGGAGCUUUGAUUGUCGGAAGGCUCCUGCAGGGGGCUUCGGCAGCUGUGGUAUGGGUCGUUGGCCUGGCCUUGUUGGCUGAUACGGUUCCCCAGGAACGACUCGCAACUGCUGCUGGGUGGCUGACCAUAGGCAUGUCUAUCGGAAUGCUCAUAUCGCCUCUACUCGGUGGCAUAGUCUAUGACAAGGCUGGUUAUAAUGCCGUCUUCGGCAUGUGCUAUGCAUUAGUCGGCUUGGAUGUGAUCCUCAGACUGUUGCUCGUGGAGAAGAAGGUGGCUGCGAGAUGGGACGCAACGGUCAUGGGACGCUCAUCUGGCGAGGGAGACGCAUCCUCAGAGGACAAAGAAUUAGGCUCCAUCGCCAUCGCAAGUCGAAGCGACAGCUUAGGUCUUACCAGGACGACAACUCAGCGAGACGCGGCGUCUGCUGAAGCGCAACAAGAAAGUCCGCUUCGGCAACGUGUGCGCGAUCGCCUUCCUCCAGUGCUUUCACUCUUGUAUUCCCGACGCUUGCUUGCUUCGCUAUUCUGUGCGCUCAUUCAAGCAACAUUGUUGACGGCCUUCGACUCUGUCCUCGCGAUCCACGCCGCCAACACAUUCAACUGGUCCUCGACAGGCGCUGCGCUUCUUUUCCUUCCGAUCGUCAUACCGAGUUUCCUCUCGCCGUUGUGGGGCUGGUUGAGUGACACAUAUGGAGGGCGCUAUGUGGUUGUCGUGGGCUUUCUUGGGGGUUGCCCUCCCCUCGUCUGCCUCCGGUUUGUCGAUGAGAACACAAUGAAGGACAAGGUGCUGCUAUGCGCGUUACUGGCGGUCACGGGGCUUUUUGUGGGCAUGACGUUCGCGCCGGUCAUGGCAGAGGUAUCGGCUGUCGCUGAGGCCAAGGAAAGAAAGAUGAUCGCAGAUGGACGCCCAGGAUUCGGCAAAGGCGGUGCAUUUGCGCAGGCUUACGCACUAUACAACUCCGCGUUCGCUGCCGGCUGCAUGGCGGGACCUCUGUUGGCCGGGUUUCUUGCGGAGGACAGCGGCUGGGGGACUAUGGCGGGCGUCUUAGGCGCGCUGUCUGCUGUCACUGCCAUCCCGGGUUUUCUCUGGCUAGGUGGAUGGGUGCUAGCAAAGAACUAG